ACCCCCCACUCUGUAUAUUCUAUAUAUACAGCGUUGAGGACAAGCCGGCUUUAGAAUUGUUCAGUUUGUUGUAUAGUGAUAUUUGAUUUUGUGUUACAUAGAAUAUUUUGUCUACUACCGGUGAUUUAAUCCAUCAUAUUCAUAAUGGCUGAUACUCAAGUAACUACAAGCACAACCGCCCCCACGUGCAUGGAAUCCGUCAACCGAAUCGCCAAAUUCCCUGUGAUCGAAAGCUCCCUUCAAGCGGCCACAAAUGUCUACGAGAAGGUUAAAGAAUACAACGGAAUGACUCAGUGGACUUGCAACACCGCUGAAACCGUGGUCCACAAGGCCGUCGAAGUGGGCAAACCCAUCGUCCAAGGUCUCGAAGGUCCCAUUAAAAAGGUCGAUGGAGUCCUUUGCACCGGCUUGGACUACGUUGAGACUAAAGUCCCAGCUGUGAAACUUCCUCCUGGCGAGCUCAUUUACCAGAUGUACACCACUACCAAAGACUACGUCAACAAUACCGUGACUCCCGCCGUAGGGGCUGCCUACUCUUACGUCGAACCCGCGGUUAAGUCGGCCUACGAGAAGAUAGAACCCGCGGUUCAAACUGCCAAAACCGCCGUCGAACCCGCUGUUGAGAAAGCCAAAAUUUUGGUCGAGCCCGCUGUUGAGAAAGCCAAAUCUUUUGUCGAACCUGCAGUGAGUGCUGUUGAGAGUUUGAAGCAAUACGGGAGUCACAAAUUGGAGGAAAUCAGACAAUGCACCAGAGGACACCCUGAAGGUGAUUUGGAAUGCGAAGAAUGUCAAGCCGCCGCGAAAAAAAUGGGAUAGAAUCAUUAGAUUAGAUAUAUUUAUGAAUUAAGUGUAAGUUUUGUACUGUGCUCAUGUUUUUAAGACUGUUUUAUAUAUUGUAAUAUAUUUAAUUACCGUUUUUCUGUAAAUUAAAGUGGGUUUUGCGAUAUUGUAGAGUGGUAUUUUUGAGAUUAUUGAAAGGGUCAAGGUCUGAGAAAAACGGUCGGCAUUUGUAGUAUUUCAUAAGGUUUUGAAUAAAAAUUUUUACUCUCCAA
Tribolium madens (black flour beetle) is the source of this 1052-nucleotide messenger RNA. Its product is annotated as lipid storage droplets surface-binding protein 1-like. The record is from RefSeq and is a predicted model, not a curated record. The transcript has 3 exons. Lineage: Eukaryota; Metazoa; Arthropoda; Insecta; Coleoptera; Tenebrionidae. The coding region runs from base 145 to 816 and encodes 223 amino acids. Gene Ontology annotation, biological process: lipid storage; positive regulation of triglyceride storage. Gene Ontology annotation, cellular component: cytosol; lipid droplet.